Messenger RNA from Penicilliopsis zonata CBS 506.65, 1521 nucleotides. RefSeq lists its product as hypothetical. Lineage: Eukaryota; Fungi; Ascomycota; Eurotiomycetes; Eurotiales; Aspergillaceae. The transcript is spliced from 3 exons. Bases 1 to 1521 code for a protein of 506 amino acids. Gene Ontology annotation, biological process: transmembrane transport. Gene Ontology annotation, cellular component: membrane. The record is from RefSeq and is a predicted model, not a curated record. Gene Ontology annotation, molecular function: transmembrane transporter activity.
AUGGCUUCUCCCUCUCCCUCUCCCUCUCCCUCCCCCCCAGCCAAAACCCCCGGCUGCGACGCCCUGGCGAACAAAAUCCCCAGCAAUGUCUCGGCACCGGCAGAGGUCGUCGAGGUCGCCCGUGUGGUUGACCACCAGGCAGAGCGGGCGCUGUGUCGCAAGUUCGACCUGCGCUUGCUCCCGGUCUUGGCUGUGAUGUACCUCUUCAAUGCGCUUGACAAAGGAAAUCUCGCCAAUGCAGAGACUGCCGGUCUCAGCGAGGACCUGCAUUUCAAAUCCGGCCAGUACAACCUGCUGGUGUCCAUCUUCUUCGUCCCGUACGUGAUUUUCGCUCCGCCCAUCGCCAUGGUGGGCAAGCGCUUCAGUCCGGCCCGCGUGCUGCCCGUCCUGAUGUUCUGCUUCGGCUGCUUCACGCUGAUCGUCUCCGCGACGAGCAACUUCGCCGGCCUGUUCGCCCUGCGCUGGCUGCUGGGCAUGUCCGAGGCCGCCUUCUUCCCCCUGGUCAUCUACUACCUGACCACCUUCUACCGCCGCGGCGAGCUGGCCCGCCGCCUGGCCAUCUUCUACGCCGCCUCCAACGUGGCCAACGCCUUCUCAGGCCUCAUCGCCUUUGGCGUCUUCCAGAUCCAGCACCCCACCAUCGCCCCCUGGCGCUACCUGUUCAUCAUCGAGGGCAGCGUCACCCUGCUCUUCUCCAUCUUUGCCUUUUGGUACCUGCCGCUCAGCGCGGGGCAGGCCGCCUUCCUCUCCGCCGAGGAGAAGGCCCUGGCCUUCCACCGCAUCCAGGUCGACUCGAGCGCCGUCGUCAACGAGCCGUUCCGGCUGCGCGAGGCCCUGGCCAUCUUCCGCUCCCCCGCCACCUACGCCAUCCUGGCCAUCGAGAUCUGCCUCGGUGUCCCGCUGCAGGGAGUCUCGCUGUUUCUGCCGCAGAUCGUCGAGCGGCUGGGCUACUCGACCGUGCGCACCAACCUGUACACGGUCGCGCCCAACGUCACGGGCGCCGUGAUGCUGCUGGUGCUGGCCUUUGCCUCGGACGCCACCCGGCUGCGCUCCCCCUUCAUUGCCCUGGGCUUCCUCUUCACCUUUUCGGGCUUCAUGAUCUACGCCGCCAUCACCGACGUCCAGGCCGAGAUCCACCUCGCCUACUUUGCCACCUUCAUGAUGACCUGGGGUACCUCCGCCCCCUCCGUGCUGCUGAGCACCUGGUUCAACAACAACAUCGCCCACGAGGGCCAGCGCAUCCUACUGACCAGCUUGGGCGUGCCCCUGGCCAACCUCAUGGGGUUGGUCAGUAGCAAUGUCUUCCGCAGCCAGGAUGCCCCCAAGUACAUGCCCGCCUUGAUCACCAUCGCCGCGUUUGGCGCCACGGGAGCCGUCAUCACCGUGUGUUUAGGUACGGCCAUGUGGAUCGACAAUCAACGGCGCGACCGCCGGGCGGGCGUCAAGGUCGACGCAAGGGAUGUGCCUACCGAGCGCUUACGAGACGGGCCCGCGUCUGAUGAAUUCCGGUGGUUUUUGUAG